Durio zibethinus is the source of this 1222-nucleotide messenger RNA. RefSeq lists its product as uncharacterized. Lineage: Eukaryota; Viridiplantae; Streptophyta; Magnoliopsida; Malvales; Malvaceae. The record is from RefSeq and is a predicted model, not a curated record.
AUGGUUUUUCCCAUUUUUCUUUGGAGUUUGUCACAAACUAAACACAGCUUCCAGACUUUAAAACCAAAGCCCAAUCUAGCCCAUCAGCCACCAAAUAAUCAUAAAUGGGCUACGUUGCACCACUUGAAUCUACGGCACGUCGCCCGAUGCAUUCUCAAACAGUUGCAGCCACACGCCGCCGCUUUUCAUCCUACGCAGGCUCUCAUUGCCGCCGCCAUCGGUAGUUAUGUCAUCGAAUUUGAUGCUUUAACGGGAAGUAAGUUAUCUCCUAUAGACAUUGGCUCCCCUGUGGUUCGAAUGUCUUAUAGCCUACAAGUGUCCACUCUUUCAUUGCUAUCCUUGAGGAAAUUACAAGGUUGCAGAAAGUCCAAGGCCCAAGGGCGCAAAAGAUGAGUUGGCUAGACUAUCUAGACAUCUGGGUUCUUUGCCUCUACAGUCAAAGCACUGAAUAAAUUGCAUUCCCACUGCCAUAAAACAAAAUAUGGUUGUUCAGAAAUAUGCUUAUGCCAAGCAGAUGCUUGAACUUCUCCUGUCUAAGGCACCUCCAGGUAAGCUAGAGGAAUUGAGGAGUCUGACCGACAAUUGAGUUCAGAAGGGUUUAACCAACAAGUCUAUUGAUCCACCCGAAGAUCCCUCUCAGUUCUGUGGUGCCACUCUCAGCCGUCCGUCAACUAUCGGAUAUGAUGUUUGUGAUCUUUGUGGGGCAGGCCUAGUUCCUUCACCAUUUAUCUAUAAUCUAUCAAACUCUUCUGGAAGGCCGCCCUCAAUGUCAUAGGUUUUUGUCCUAAUUCUAAGGAGAUUCCUCUGCUAUAGAAAUCUCCAUUCUGAGGCACUCAUCUUUCUUCUGUUUUUGACUCCUUCCAAAGUUUGGUUCCUUUAUCAUCGAGAAUCUAGCAGCGGCCACUGGGCAUAUGAUUUAUAUUUUCAUUCGUUUAUGUAUGAUUCUGUUUCCUCCCUUGUUCUUACUCAUCCUUUUCCUUUUUAUUUAUUUUUUUAUUUCAUAUCAUCUUCAGCCCCAUUUGUUGUGACUUAGGACCUCCCUGUGUUGUAAUAUUUCACAUUCAAAUUUUCAUAGUUUGUAAACAGCAUACGAAUUCCCUGGUCUGUAAAUAGCUUUGAUGAUUUGGCCAUUAUAAACAAAAUUUUGAUUGAUGUUUCCGAUUUCAGUCUUAAAACAAUUAUCUGUUUCCCAGUAAUUUGGUAGUUCCUAGACUAUAUUUGA